AUGACGACGUCGAUGAUAUCCAAUCUUCCAAGAGAUUUGAUAGAGGAGAUUAUUUCUAGGCUUCCCUUGAAAUCCAUGAAAGCAGUGUGUUUAACUUGCAAAAGUUGGGACUAUUUAUCCAAAAGUGAGAGCUUUAGGAAGAAGCACAUUGGUAAAGCCACAAGAAAAGGUGAGUCUAUGAUGAUCGCCAUGAUGCCUCACAAUCUCUAUCUAAUGAGCGGCUUCGUCGACGACGUUGAUCCAUCUAUAGAGCAUAAAGGUCAAAUUAGCUUCCCGAGCAAACAAGUAAGCAUAGAUCGGCUCUUCCACUAUGAGGGUUUAAUAUUAUGCAUCUUGAAAGACGUUACUAGGAUUGUGGUUUGGAAUCCGUAUUUGGGGCAAACAAGGUGGAUCAACCUUAGAUUCUCUCACCGUCCAGACAUAUGGGACAUAUUUUGUUAUGGUCUCGGAUACGAGGAUAAGGAAUCUUGUCGGAGCCUUAAAUUGUUGAGGUUUGUAGAUUUUCUUAAAAUAGCGCCCGAAGAGCAAUUUUGUUGGUAUGAAAUCUACGAUUUCGAUUCUGGUUUAUGGACAACUCUUGACGUCGCUCCACACUGGACGAUAUAUUGUUCAAGCAGUAGCGUUUCUCUUAAGGGAAACAGUUACUGGUGUGCUAAAGGAAGGAGCUCAGAAGGUUUUGUUACGGAUCACAUAAUCUGUUUUGAUUUUACAAGAGAGAGAUUUGGGCCGCUUCUGCCUCUGCCAUCUGUCCUUAGGGAUCGUGAAUAUGAAUAUGUGACUUUAUCUUGUGUUAAAGAAGAGCAGCUUGCAGCUUUAUUUCAGCACAACAAACAAAGAGAUGUAAACAUACUGUCUUAG
Molecule: messenger RNA, 858 nt
Organism: Camelina sativa (false flax)
Lineage: Eukaryota; Viridiplantae; Streptophyta; Magnoliopsida; Brassicales; Brassicaceae
Source: RefSeq, a predicted model, not a curated record